Molecule: messenger RNA, 444 nt
Organism: Helianthus annuus (common sunflower)
Lineage: Eukaryota; Viridiplantae; Streptophyta; Magnoliopsida; Asterales; Asteraceae
Product: protein NRT1/ PTR FAMILY 5.10-like
Exons: 3
Coding region: 1-444 (147 amino acids)
Biological process (GO): transmembrane transport
Cellular component (GO): membrane
Molecular function (GO): transmembrane transporter activity
Source: RefSeq, a predicted model, not a curated record
AUGCUUCAAAGAAUUGGAAUCGGCCUUUUUAUAUCUAUUGUUUCAAUGGUGGUUGCAGCCAUCGUUGAAACAAAAAGACUCAACAUUGCUCGAAAGUACGGAUUAUUAGAUGAUCCAAAUGCAAUGAUUCCAAUGAAGAUAUGGUGGUUAUUACCUCAAUGUGUAUUGGCUGGAGCUGGUGAUGUGUUUACAAUUAUUGGCGGAAACGAUCAAGAUGGUUGGAUACCUGAUAAUUUGAACCAAGGGCAUGUUGAUUAUUUUUACUACCUUCUUGCUGGACUUAGUGUAGUGGCAUUUGUGAUUUUUAUAUAUGCUGCAAAAUCUUAUAUGCAGCAUGAUGUAAUUGUUGCAAAGGCUGCUUACAUUAAGGAUGUAAGUGGCUUUACUACCCUUUUACUAAUAAAUGUGGAUUUUAUUCCACUCUCUUUGGGAUUUCAAAUAUAA